Manduca sexta (tobacco hornworm) is the source of this 1175-nucleotide messenger RNA. Its product is annotated as U3 small nucleolar ribonucleoprotein protein IMP4. NCBI's taxonomy places the organism in Eukaryota, Metazoa, Arthropoda, Insecta, Lepidoptera, Sphingidae. The coding region runs from base 229 to 1161 and encodes 310 amino acids. Gene Ontology annotation, cellular component: nucleolus; small-subunit processome; Mpp10 complex. The record is from RefSeq and is a predicted model, not a curated record. Gene Ontology annotation, biological process: rRNA processing. Gene Ontology annotation, molecular function: snoRNA binding; rRNA primary transcript binding. The transcript is spliced from 6 exons.
AUAUAUCUGUAAAUAGCAAAAAGCGUUAUAUUAUUGCAAAAGUUAAAGCACUAAAGAUUAGAGCUUUUACUCGGCAACAACAUAAAAACAUGCAAUAACGAAACGUCACCUUUCAACAACACGUGUGAAAUUGUCAACUGUCAAAUUUUCUCAUGAAGUACACAAAUUACAACGCGAUAAAAUAUAUAUUUUUUGAAUAAAUAAAGUGAAUAUAGUGUGUGAAAUACAAUGUUACGUAGACAGGCGCGUUUGCGUCGUGAAUAUUUAUACAGAAAGUCCAAAGAAGACAAACAAAAAAGUAUACAAGCUAAGAAGGAUCAGUUGAAACGAUGUUUGGAAGAAAACAUACCGAUUCACGGCGAUUUGAGGAAAGAAGCACUCGCUUUACAAAAAAGAACUGAAUAUGAAGACAAAGGACCCGAAAGGGCGGCAGUUAUUGGCGGUUUUAGUGGAGGUACAAACACAUUGAACUCACAAGAUGAUGAGUACAGAUAUGCAGGAGUUGAGGAUCCCAAGAUCAUGAUCACUACAUCCAGAGAACCUAGUGCUAGACUGAAAAUGUUUGUGAAAGAACUUCGAUUAAUAUUUCCAAACAGCCAGAGGAUGAACCGUGGUGGUUAUGAGAUGUCUCAGUUGAUACACGCAUGCAGAGCCAAUGAAGUGACAGACUUCAUUGUGGUGCAUGAACACAGAGGUGUUCCGGAUAGCUUGGUGAUAUGCCACCUCCCCUAUGGGCCCACAGCAUCAUUCACUCUCUCCGGUGUGGUGAUGCGGCAUGACAUCCCAGACAUUGGCCCCAUGAGCGAGCAGUACCCACAUCUGCUGUUUCACAACUUUAAAACAGAUCUUGGGUUGAGAACCAUGAGCAUAUUGAAAUAUCUGUUCCCAGUACCAAAACCUGACUCGAAGAGAGUGAUCACAUUUGCUAACCAUGAUGAUUAUAUCUGUUUUAGACAGCACACAUACAAGAAGGCAGGCAAAGACAUAGAGUUGACGGAGAUCGGACCGCGGUUCCAGAUGAAACUGUACGAGAUCAAGCUCGGUACGCUGGAGGCGCUGGACGCGGCCGACACGGAAUGGGCGCUGCGUCCCUACAUGAAUACAGCGGCUAAGAGACGCUUCCUUAGCAAUGAUGAUGGAUGGAGGCAGGAUGAUGAAUAAAUUUAUUUGAAAUA